Molecule: messenger RNA, 1212 nt
Organism: Aphis gossypii (cotton aphid)
Lineage: Eukaryota; Metazoa; Arthropoda; Insecta; Hemiptera; Aphididae
Exons: 2
Coding region: 291-1016 (241 amino acids)
Source: RefSeq, a predicted model, not a curated record
UGGAAGCACAAUUUAAGAUUUCUUAAAUCGUGAUUGGAAGUAUAAUAUUUUUGAUAGAAUAAAUAAUUUUUUAAUAUUUAUUUUUUAUCCCAACCUAUCUUAGACCGUAGUCUCAGACCACAGUGUUUCUAUCAUGGUAUUAUAUAUCGUGAAGGCUAAACUCGUUUAAGUUUAACGUAGAUCAUAUUUUAAUCAUUUAUUAUUUUUAUUCGAUAUUUUUACAUAUUGUUCAGACCCGCUUCAAGUUUUUCGAAUAUUUUAAUUGUACGAGUUUAAAACUACUAGACAUCAUGAACAUUUUGAAAGAUAACAGAGUAAAGGAGUAUAUAUCAUCACUAAACGGUUGGAACCCUAUUCAGUGUAUGCCCUUACACUGUCAGUGUUUCGGAGAAAAUUUAUCGGAAGACGCUCAUUUGGUUAUCGCAUAUCCUUUCAGUAAUAACCUGGCUGAAUUAGCUGCCAUCCAGGGGCCAAAAAACGUAAGAUCGAUUAUAAUGUACAUCACAAAGACGUCUUAUUUCAACGGAGACACAAUGAAAUAUUUAGUCAAUGAAAUGCUACAAUGCAAAGACGUUGUAACAAUCGAGCAAUAUUAUAAUGUUCUUGAUCAAAACUUAAAGAUGCAUCCACCAUGCGCUCAAUAUAUGGAUAAAGAGUAUGAAAAAUUACUACUCGUCUCGUAUAGAAAAUAUUUUGGAGAAAUGAGUUUGUGGGACUAUAUAAUAGAACUCUUGAAUCAGAUCACAACCGGUGAUAUUUUAUAUGGUGACAAUGAGGCAUAUGAUUUGGCAUUCAAAAGGUGUUUAAGUUUUUGUAUUUGCAUUCUAAAAAUUGACUUUGAAGUGUCCAAAAGAAAAAAUGUUAGAUCAUUGGUUGCAAAAUGUCUAAACUAUCAUUCUGCAAGAAGAACACGAAUGAGUGAUAUCACUAAACUUUUAGAUAUGUUAUAUAACACUGGGUAUAAUUUCCAAACUCAAGUGAUAGAUCUUGCAUUACUCGUAAAUCAGUUGAAAUAAGAUUAAAAAUAUAUUUUCUUUUUCUUUUGCAUCUAUUGUUUAUAUUUAUGUCGAUAAAAUUUUUAUCUGUAUAAAUUAGUAAAAUCAGUUUUCAUUCAUCAUGAACAGCCAUGAGAUUAAACUGUUAUUUGAAUUAUUACAAUAUUUAAUGUGUUAUUAACCUAAAUUAAAAAAAAAAAAAAUGUUAUUAUUUCUU